UGUGCGGGUGGCAUGCUUCUCAGUGUGUGGGUGCGUUCGACUGACUUCGCGGCGUGAUAUUGUUGUGACAGUGUUGAUUGUUGCCGGGAUGCCUUGUGGUGGCUCAGUGCAUAUAGAAACCACAGGAUGGCCGUAAUACAAUCACUGGUACUCCUGCUAACUACAGCUCUGCUCGGUGCGGUGGGCAUCCAGAUCACGGACCUCAGGGUACCGCCUGCUGUCCGGAACAACUCAGGCUCAGCCGCGCUUCUGGACUGCGAGUACACGCUGAAGCCGGAGGAACUGGCCGCAGACAAGUACUCGGGCCUUGUGGUGAAGUGGUACUUCAAAAACAGUCCGAGUCCGGUGUACCAGUGGAUCCCGGGACAGAAGCCGCAGGACCUGGGCAUUCUCAAGGGCAAGCUGGACCUGAGUCACCGUGCCUCAGACCACGGAGCCACAAUGCACCGCGCUCUCUACAUCACAAACCCCACGACCGAACUUUCGGGAGAAUACAAGUGCUUCGUGUCCACCUUCGACGACGAGGAUUUCAUGACCAAGAAGAUGGUCGUCUUCGGUGAGUAG
Molecule: messenger RNA, 564 nt
Organism: Cryptotermes secundus
Lineage: Eukaryota; Metazoa; Arthropoda; Insecta; Blattodea; Kalotermitidae
Exons: 2
Coding region: 127-564 (145 amino acids)
Source: RefSeq, a predicted model, not a curated record